AUGGUAACUAUUUUAAAAUUCUUUUAUAUUUUAUUUUCAUUAUUUUUACUUUUUUUUAAAGUAAUUGCUAUUUAUGAUAAAUAUAAUGAUAAAGAAUGCCCUAAAAGUGCCUUUAUUGGUUGUAUUAUUAAACUAAAAUUAAGUGGAGUAGUAUUUGAUAGAAAUAUAGCAAAUAUUAUAUAUUCUAUUGAUAGUGAAAGCAAAUUAUUAAAAACAUGUAAAGCAUAUACAAAUACAUUACCAUGUUUUAGAGAAAAAAUUUCACAAUGUGGAAGUCAAAAACAAAGAAGAAUGUUAAAUGGUGUUGGAAAAACAAUUGAAUUUUUAUGUUCACCUUUUUCAUUACCAAAUCAAAGAAUAUUAUUAAGUAAAGGUUCAUGUAUUAAUUAUAUAAUUAAUAAACCAAUAUCAAAUAAAUGUGAAAUUGAAGAACCUGAAUUGUAUAAUUCAAUUUUAUCUUGUGCAAAAAAUUGUGAACAUCAAAAAGGAAAUGUUUUUUGUCAUAUGAGAACUUGGAUAAGUAAACAAAAUUUAUGUACAACGCUUGAAAUUUACAAAAAUUGUGGUACUGAUGCAGCAUCAUUUUAUAGUGAUUUUCAAUCUGUUGCAUUUGAACCAACAUUUCCAAUUGUUUGUGAAGCAUCAAUUGAAAGUAUUGUUGAUGUUAAAAAUUUUUUUAAAUUUAAUGUUAAACAAUCAAAUAACAAUAAAGUUAACAAUAUUGUCCCAUUUAUAAUAAAAAAUAAGAAUCUUUUUAAAAAUAUUGUUAAAGAAGUUGUUCCAUUAACAAAAUAUAAUGAUCAUAAUAUUAAUGGUAUAUUAUCAAAUUCAAUUAAUGGAAAAAUUAUUAAUAAUACUAAAAAUUUAAGACAAACAGAAGAAAUUUUAGAAAAAAUAUUUCCUGAUAUGAUAACAAAAAAUUAUGAAAAAGUUUUAACAACUACAUUUAUUACUCCUAUCAAUAAAAAUUUAUUUUAUAAUAAUAAAUCUAGACUUAUUUUCUCAGAUAUUAGUACUACAACAACACAAAAACCAUUAAUAACAAGUAAUUAUCAAAAAGAAAAUGAAAACUUUUUAUUAGAAUCAUCUUUCAGUAGUAAUGAAAAAAAUAACAACAAUAUUAUAAAUAAUGGAGUAAAAUUAAAUGAGAUAGAAAUUUUAGCUUCAAUUAUAUCAAGUUUACCUAUUAAUAAUACUUAUCUUAUACGAAAAUCAAUAAAUGAUAACAAUGUUAAUUCAAAACAAUUACAAACAACUACUUUAAAAUAUAAUUCAAAUGAGGAAAAUUCAUUAUUCUUAUUAGAUAAUCAAAAUGAUGGUAAUUUAAUUGAUUUACCAACCAAGUUAUCUAAUGAAAAUAUUGAUAGUAAUGAAAAAAAUAUUUACAAUGAAGAAAGUUCAGAUGAUUAUGAUACUUCUAUUGAUUAUCAAACACCACCAGCAACUAUAAUGACAACCACUAUUCCUAUAACAACAACAAAAUUGACCAUUCCAAAAUUAAAUCUAUCACCAAAACCAACAAUUAAAAGUGUUAUUGAUGGUAAAAAAAUACCAUGGUAUUUAAAAGGUAUGAAGAAACACGUAUUUCAUAAUAAUAAUGAUGGAUUUAGAAAAUUCUCGCAACGUUAA
Messenger RNA from Strongyloides ratti, 1629 nucleotides. RefSeq lists its product as hypothetical. Lineage: Eukaryota; Metazoa; Nematoda; Chromadorea; Rhabditida; Strongyloididae. The coding region runs from base 1 to 1629 and encodes 542 amino acids. The transcript is spliced from 2 exons. The record is from RefSeq and is a predicted model, not a curated record.